CAACAAACAACAAAUACUGUAGAGGAGCCACUUGAUCUUAUCAGACUCAGUCUGGACGAGCGAAUCUAUGUCAAAAUGAGGAAUGACAGAGAGCUUAGAGGCAGACUACACGCAUAUGAUCAACACUUAAACAUGAUUUUGGGUGAUGUGGAAGAAACUGUGACUACAAUAGAGAUUGAUGAAGAAACCUAUGAAGAGAUUUAUAAAUCUACCAAAAGGAAUAUUCCGAUGCUGUUUGUCAGAGGGGACGGCGUUGUGCUCGUAGCUCCCCCGCUGAGGGUUGGUUGAAGCAACAAAGGAUUUAACCUUACUGGAAAGUUCCAGACUUUUGGACAGUGGUUCAUGUUUAGAUCCUGUUUCAAAAUUCUGCACAUGUUUUUUUAUAGGGUGUUUUUGUAUGUUUUUUUUGGGAAGGGGAGGGAAGGGGAACCACUUUGUCUUGCAGAGAGUCCAUGUAGUCAAUUGAAGCAGUGUAAACCCAACCUGAUUUUCUCAGAGUUAAUCUAACUGCUGUAAAUUGACUGUCUUGUCACACCAGUAAAAGAAUCCUUUAUUUUCUCACUCUUGGCAAUAGUACUGUCUUUUCUGUUUGUUUGUUUUUAAAUAAAUUUUGGUUUAUCUUUCAGA
Acanthisitta chloris (rifleman) is the source of this 627-nucleotide messenger RNA. It is a transcript of the gene LSM3, whose product is annotated as LSM3 homolog, U6 small nuclear RNA associated (S. cerevisiae). Gene Ontology annotation, cellular component: Lsm1-7-Pat1 complex; P-body; catalytic step 2 spliceosome. The record is from RefSeq and is a predicted model, not a curated record. The transcript has 3 exons. Gene Ontology annotation, molecular function: RNA binding. The annotation marks the transcript as partial. Lineage: Eukaryota; Metazoa; Chordata; Aves; Passeriformes; Acanthisittidae. Gene Ontology annotation, biological process: mRNA splicing, via spliceosome; P-body assembly.